Molecule: messenger RNA, 960 nt
Organism: Enterobius vermicularis (human pinworm)
Lineage: Eukaryota; Metazoa; Nematoda; Chromadorea; Rhabditida; Oxyuridae
Source: the annotation of a GenBank genome assembly
AUGAUAGCAGACUAUUCAGUUUAUCAAAAAUUUUUAAAAAUUGCCAGUUUUAACGAUGAUUUAAGCAGAAUUACUGCAAUGAACUAUUUAAAAGCAGUAUUUAAACAGGUAUGCAAAGAAAAAAAAAAGAAAGAAAAACAUGAUUUUAGUUCUAAGAAUACUGUAAUGAAAAAUAUUAACAGUAUUGCUACUUUAAGGCACGAUCUUUUGUCGACAGCAGGGAAUUCAGGAACACAAGGAAUGGCAUACGUUGGUAACAUCUGUGAGAAGUCCGGGUCUGCAAGCAUCAUUGAAGAUGUUGGCGGAAUGGCGACUUCAGUAAUUGCUGCUCAUGAAAUAAUCCACAGCUUGGGUGCUUUUCACGACGGCAUAGAGACUGGAAAUCAAUGCGAAACUGCAGCAAACUAUUUGAUGGCUCCGCUGGUGGCAGGUUCAGAUAAUGAAACCAAACUAACUAACUCGUUCAGGCUUUCCUCCUGUUCCAAAGAGCAAGUUCGCAAUUUUCUUCGAAAAAAAAAGUUUAACUGCCUUCGAAAAGGGGGCUUUCAAUCAAGAAAGUUGAAGCUUGAUCAAGAACCAGGCCAAGAUUGGAAUUUACCUGGUGAAAUUUUUCAACGAGAUCAACAGUGUCAGAUUGCAUUUGGAGAACACUACCAGUUUUGCAAUCAUGAUGAUUAUUAUGAAGAAAAAAGUCGUUGUGGCAGAUUGUGGUGCAAGAACAUGCAUUUGAAUGAAGAGGAUGACUGUGAAACUAAAAACUAUCUGCCACUUUUAGACGGAACAUAUUGCGGUGAUUUUCAGGUAUGUAGUUGUUUAAAAAGCACUUUUCUUUUUUCGUUUUAUAGCAAUAUAAAGUUUGUUACAGAAAGAUUUUAUUUUCAGUUGGUUAUAAAAUCCUUUAGAACGAUAUGCUGCUUCACGUGCUAUAAAAUUUUACGAUCUAUACAACACCGUCAUUAA